Molecule: messenger RNA, 2263 nt
Organism: Danio aesculapii
Lineage: Eukaryota; Metazoa; Chordata; Actinopteri; Cypriniformes; Danionidae
Gene: sncgb
Product: synuclein, gamma b (breast cancer-specific protein 1)
Exons: 6
Coding region: 194-556 (120 amino acids)
Biological process (GO): synapse organization; chemical synaptic transmission; synaptic vesicle endocytosis
Cellular component (GO): axon terminus; cytoplasm; neuronal cell body
Molecular function (GO): cuprous ion binding
Source: RefSeq, a predicted model, not a curated record
UCUUCCUCUCCUGCGCCUGCUCUCUCUCUCACUCUCUCUCCCUCACUCCCUCACUCCCCCAUCUCUCCGUCCAGAGUGUCUGUUCAUCCGUUUGUCCCACACAGAAUCUCUCCAUAUCCCUCUCUCUGUCGUUGAAACUUUCAGCACCUACACAGACCCUGCAGACCCUCUAUCGACACACUCGGCGUCCAGGAUGGAUGUUCUAAUGAAGGGAUUCUCCAUGGCCAAAGAAGGAGUGGUGGCGGCCGCUGAGAAGACUAAAGCUGGGGUUGAAGAGGCAGCGCUCAAGACCAAGGAAGGGGUCAUGUAUGUGGGCAACAAGACAAAGGAGGGAAUGGUUUCAGGUGUAAACACAGUUGUCCAGAAGACCACCGACCAGGCAAAUAUAGUUGGUGAAACGGCAGUAGGCGGUGCAAAUGUAGCGGGCCAGAAUACAGUAGAGGGACUGGAGAACGUGGCGGCAUCGACCGGCAUGGUGAACCCGGAUGAGGCUUUAUAUGAGGGUGACUUCUCUCAUGGUGGUAUGGAAGGAGGAGAGGGUGGAGAGGGAUAUUAAUCCAUAAACCUGAAGCUGAAACGGUCCCCCCUCUCCACCUCUGCGUUUCUGCUCCAAAGCCUCACCCGACCAGACUUCCAGAUCUUACUGAUAUUUUUCUGUGACUGUGUGGAAAACCAGAGUUGAAAAAGACUUUCCCUGAGCCCUGUAGCCUUUAGAUGUUUGACGCUUCCCUCCUCUACAUCUGUGGUGUCGUCAUGCUGUUCUCUAGUGUUACUGUCAAUCCUCUGCCUGUUCACAACACUCAAAACACACACACACACUCCAAUACACACCUCCUUUCACACGUCCUCCCCAAAAGAAUUAACAGGAACCGUGAAGCCCAGAGGCUGAUAUCAGAGAUGGAGGUGCUUUUUAGAAGCAUGGAUGGGGAAAAAAUUAAUAAAGAAUAAAAGAUACCCGCAUGACCAGUAAUGUAAGAAAAGCAAUACAUCUCAUUUCAUCAGGGCAUGUAGCAAUGUGUGUCUGGAUCUUUUGUGAGAUAUGUUUGUUUGUUUUUUUCGUCUUGAAAAUGCUGCAUUGGUGUACAUUUAAGUGUACAUUAACAGAUACAUGACAUUCCUUUAGUUCGGUGUGUGUGCAGAAUAGGAGUUGACCAAUAAUAGACUUCUCAUGUGAUUUAAUAGAGUAACAACUAAAAUGUGAACGCAUACCAUGGAUACUGUAUUACAAACUAUUAUUAUCCGUAUCGAUGUAGCUAUGCUAGAUUUGCGUUUCUUCAUUAAAGUUAGGAUUAACCCUUUAACUGUCUGUACCACUCUGAAAAUGACACGUCUUUCUUAAAUUGGUGUAAAUCUUAAACAAUUUUGGUGCGCAGAUCUAAGAUUGGUCUCAUUUUAAAGAAGACGCUUGUCAGAAUGUGGCAAAUGUAAAAAAAAAAAUCAUUAAAUAAAUAAAUGUUUUCCAAAUUAGGUUUCUACCAUUUUUUCAUGAUUUUAUAUGCAGAUUGCUGUAGUAAAGUAAUAGUAAAUUAUUUCACAAAUGAAGAAAAAAAAAAUAUUGCUCAUUAAUACAUAUCAAACAUCAAAUGUGAAAGCUACAAUUUCGAUUCUUUCAAUUUCGAUAUAACUUGUCACCAUGCGCUGGAUUAAUCCACAAGUGGAACUGUGUCAGUUAAAGGGUUAAAAAAAGAAGACAUUUUAUGUUAUGUUGCAAUGCAUGUGAAGUCGGUGUGCGAUCAUGAAUUUGUGAUGUAAAAGCAAUACUACUGCACCGUUGCGAAGUGUGUGAUUGGUGUGUUUUUUUUGUAGCACUGUGCUACUGUAUGCUGACUGUAGGCACUGUGUUUUAUCGAGGGAAUGCGUAAGAAGAGUAGAACUAUACUAUAAGAUGACCGUCUUCAUCAUUAUCAUCAUCAUCAUCUCGAACCCUUAUCCAGACCCAUGCACCCCAGGCUUGUGUCUGCUGUAGGGAACUAUAAGACGAAGCUAUCAAACAUCGCAGUUUGUAUUUUCUUUGACGCCACAAAAAAAUUGAAGACUGCAUGUUGCCUUAUCAGCAUUCCUGUAUUCACUUGCACACACGCACACGCAAAGCUAAGGAUGAAAAACCGUCAUCUCAAGCGUUCUUUCUUUGAGCCUGUCUCCGUCUAAAACACAUUCACACAUGCACAGACACAAAUGUCCCACAUAGUUUAUGUUGGCAUCAAAGCAGGCAAGCUGAUUUUAUAAACUGUAUAAGUGAAAUAAAGAGUUUUGUUGAAAUCUA